Penicillium taxi is the source of this 2541-nucleotide messenger RNA. RefSeq lists its product as uncharacterized. The transcript has 2 exons. NCBI's taxonomy places the organism in Eukaryota, Fungi, Ascomycota, Eurotiomycetes, Eurotiales, Aspergillaceae. Gene Ontology annotation, biological process: cellular response to iron ion starvation; reductive iron assimilation. Gene Ontology annotation, molecular function: copper ion binding; ferroxidase activity. The coding region runs from base 1 to 2541 and encodes 846 amino acids. Gene Ontology annotation, cellular component: high-affinity iron permease complex. The record is from RefSeq and is a predicted model, not a curated record.
AUGGCUAAGUUUAGUUUUCUUUUACUGGCUGGUUGGGCUGUAAAGUUGGCUGCGGCAAAGGAUGUAUACCUCGACUGGAACGUCACUUGGGUCAAUGCUGCUCCUGAUGGAUUUGAACGUCCUGUCAUUGGCAUCAACGGCCAAUGGCCAUGCCCUCAAAUUGAUGUGGAUGUCGGUGAUCGCUUGAUCGUCGACGUGUACAAUGAUCUAGGAAAUCAAUCUACAGGUAUUCACUGGCAUGGCUUCCACCAGUAUCAUUCAGGUGUCAUGGACGGUGAUAGUCAGGUUACCCAGUGCCCGCUGGCACCUGGACUUCGCAUGCAGUAUCAUUUCGAUAUUAAUCAAACUGGAACUUACUGGUACCACUCGCACAACAUGGGACAAUACCCUGAUGGUUUCCGUGGUCCAUUGAUCGUGCAUGAUCCCAAGGCACCCUUCCAGUACGAUGAUGAAUUUACCAUCACUCUGACGGACUGGUAUCAUGAACAGAUGGCCGACCUUCUGGCGGACUACCAGUCCGAGAAGGAUGGAGCCGCCUUUGAUGGUCAUGAGCCUCUACCGCACUCAGCUUUGAUCAAUGAUUCCAACGAAACUAAGAUCAAGGUUGAACCUAACAAGACCUACUUGGUUCACAUUGUCUGUGUUGGUAAUUGGCCUGGUCAUACUUGGGUGUUCGAUGGUCAUGAGAUGACAGUAGUCGAAGUUGAUGGCGUCUAUGUUGAGCCCUAUCUCGCUGGUGAUAAGUUCUUCCGCAUCGCAACUGGACAGCGCAUGAGCGUUUUGAUCCACACGAAGAACGACACUAGCCAGAACUUUGCUAUCUGGGACACCAUGGAUAUCAACAUGAUGUUUAUCUUUGAAAACCGUACUAUCCCCGAUGGCUACAACCCCAACGCUACCGCGUGGCUUGUGUACGAUGAAUCGAAGCCGCUGCCAGCAGCCCCUGUUUUUUCAGAGUUCGAAUUCAUUGACGAUCUUGACUUUGUCCCUCUGGAUAAGGGAGCCCUUCUCGAGCCUGUGCAGCACCAGAUCAUCAUCGACUCUUUCUCUGCUAACAUUGACGGUAUUCCUCGGUUCACUGUCAACAACAAGACAUACUUGCCCCCGAAAGUUCCCACCUUGUAUACUGCCAACACCAUUGGUCCCGAGUUUGCUUCCAACCCCGAUGUAUAUGGCCAGGUCAAUCCAUUCGUGGUCAAGUAUGGUGAAGUCGUUGAGAUUGUGAUUAACAACCAUCACGGCAACUUGCACCCGUGGCAUUUGCACGGCCACGAGUUCCAGGUUCUGCAGAGAUCAGCCGUUGACGGAGGUUAUUUCACCGGUCAAUAUGUCAAUGUUUCCCAGACGCCUGUUCGUCGUGAUACAAUCAUGGUCCAGAACCAUGGCCAUGUCGUUCUUCGUUUCCGUGCCGACAACCCUGGAGUUUGGCUGCUUCAUUGCCAUAUCGAGUGGCAUGUCGAGGCUGGUCUGAUGGCAACCAUUAUCGAGGCUCCAGAGACUUUCCCCGGAACUCAGCAUGCUCCUCCCAAGAGUCACUACGAUGCCUGCGCUGCCUACCCUGAUCCCACCAACGGCAAUGCUGCAGGAAAUGCGGGGCUUGAUUUGACCGGUCUUGAUACUAAGGUCCCUACCGUGGAUCAUGGCGCCAUGUAUACCCCACCCUCCCCUACGACAUCUGUGUCUACCGAGGAUGAUUCUACUUGGGCUACACCUCCCCCUGCUUCAACAAAGACGUCUAGUACCACUGAGAAGGUCCCGCCUACUCUAACAACUACCACGUCUAGUGCUACAAAGCAGGCACCACCCCCGCCUGCUCACACCUCUUCAUCCCUGCAGCCUGCGGCCCCUCAGUCGAUUACAACCCAGAAACCUCAUGGGGCCAAGCCAAGUGCAACUGAGCCUGCUACUCAGGCACCUGCUCCUAAGCCUACUACAGAGGAAACCCCCGCGCCCAAGCCGACUGUCUCUCAACCUGCCCCUGAGCAAGUAGCUCCUAGCCAACCCAGUGCUAACGAGGAAGUUGUGCCCAAGCCAACUGUUGUCCCUAAGCCUGAAUCUGAAGGAAUUGUUCCUGUUAUUCCUACAGUCCUAGUGCCGUUUGCUACUGUUCCUAAUCCCAAGCCCGUUCAGCCUACUACUUCCGACGAAUGGGCUUUCCCCACCGCAGAGGCUGCGACACCAGACGAUGGGAAUUAUGGAGUUGUUUCUGGUUAUCCUGAUUUCAACGGUGUGCCUCAAGAUGCUCCCGAGGGCGAGACUAUUGCCGCAGACUCCGAGGAAACCAAGGGACCAUCGUCUCAAUCGCAAACCGAUAAGAGCCAUGCCCAAGAUGGCGACACCACUGCUGAUUCUCAAGAUUCAAAGGGAAACUGGCCUUCUCCCAACACGGAUAAGUCCGAUGCCCACGUUGGCGGCGGGCACGGUGAUAAGCCCAUUCAAGCACACAAUGAGGAUACCAAGGGACUGUGGCCUAACGGUUAUACCAAUGAUGGCUAUGUCGUUAAUGGUGGCCACAAAUACCAGACUCAUGACUCUGGGUAA